Epinephelus moara (kelp grouper) is the source of this 909-nucleotide messenger RNA. RefSeq names its product ecto-ADP-ribosyltransferase 5-like. Gene Ontology annotation, molecular function: NAD+ poly-ADP-ribosyltransferase activity; NAD+-protein-arginine ADP-ribosyltransferase activity. The record is from RefSeq and is a predicted model, not a curated record. NCBI's taxonomy places the organism in Eukaryota, Metazoa, Chordata, Actinopteri, Perciformes, Serranidae. The transcript is spliced from 2 exons.
AGGUGUUUCUGCUUGACUGAAGGACUUGCCAAAGAUCAUUUGUCUAACAACUGUGUCUCCUGGUGUCUGGUUUGGUGGAAGAUGGCAGCAGUGACCUUCUGGGCAGCAGUGUUGCUCACUUACGGAGUCUCUACAGGAAUUGCAAUGGUCCCUGCUAAAGCUGGGGCUGGACCCUCGGCUGGGGCAGACGACAUCCUAAAACUGGACAUGGCUCCAAACUCUGUUGACGACAUGUACCAAGGCUGCAAAGAUAAGAUGUACCAGAAGCUCCAAGAAUACCUGGAGAAUGAGAAGAACAAAAACCCCACAUUCAAAGCAGCCUGGGAGAGCUCAGAGCAAUGAUACAACAAAAAAUUAAAGAAAUCAAAACCAGCCCUGGGGAAAGACCGUCUUGUAGCUAUUCACUGUUACACCAAUAAUGAGAAUGGAGUGUAUCGUGAUUUAAAUGAUGCAGUUCGAACCCAGGGGCCUCAGUACAAGACCACAUUUGGGUAUCAUGCACUUCACUUUCUCCUGACCGAUGCCAUUCAAACUCUCAAAGGAGAAGAAAAACUCCCUAAGGGAGAGGACGGAUGUGUCACUGUCUACCGACGUGUUGGCAAAACCUUUGACCAAGUCGUCAACACGCAGCUUCGAUUGGGCUCUUUUACCUCAACCUCAAUGGGUCAGUACGCCGACAAAUCUUAUGGAGACAAGACGUGCUUUGAGAUUUACACGUGCUUUGGAGCAGAUAUCUCCUCAUAUUCUGCACAUCCGAAAGAACGCGAAGUGCUGAUUCCUCCUUACGAGGUCUUUAAAGUGGUAGGGGUGAAGAAGAGAGGCAAGAGUGAUGAUCUUCCGUGUGAGGUGGAAUAUAAACUCAGGAGUACAAAUAAACCUGACUCCAAAUUGAAUUGUUAUCUUUUUUAA